AUGCAUCGUUUGGAACUGGUCGGGGAGUCUCGGGAGCACUCGGGUUGCAUAAACGCUAUUGAGUUUGAUUCUACUGGGAUAUACUGCCUCACUGCCGGCAACGACCGCAGCGUGCGUCUUUGGAAUCCCGCCCGGCAGCUUCACAUUAAACGCUUUUUCGGACCGCACAACUAUCACGUUAAUGAUGUCUGCCUGAGCAGCGACAGUGCCCAUUUCGUCUCUGCAGGAGCGGAACAUUUGGCCUUCUACUGGGACACUGCGGAAGGGAAGGUCAUUAGGAAAUUCAACCAUGGGGGUAGCGUUACAUGCUGCAACUACGUGGCUGACGGAAGCCUGAUCUGCACUGGCAGCGAAGAUAGGAGCGUCCGCUUUUGGGACCACCGUAGCCGCGGUGCAGUGUCAGUUUUCAAAGAUGCCAAGGACGGCAUUUCGAGCGUCUGCGAGCGGGAGUGCGUCGUAGUUGCCUCUUCAGUCGACGGGGCAGUGAGAUUGUACGAUUUGCGAAAAGGCUUGUUGAAGACCGAUUACUUCGAAAAGCCCGUAGUGAACGUUUGCGUCUCUACUGCCGUAGAAGACUGUUAUAUCGCAUCGGUGCUGGACGACACGGUGGCACUUGUCGAGCACGGGGAUGUGCUCACACGCUACCGAGGGCACACAUGCGAGAAUUAUCGCAUUCACUGCACAUUUGACCCCUGUGAGGAGUUCGUGUUGUGCGGCAGCAGCUCUGGCACCAUAUACUGCUGGUCCCUCUCCAACAACCGUUCCUCGUCAACGGUGCCCGGCGCCCACAGCGGCCCCUUGACAGCACUCGCUUUUUCUAACCCAUCACUGCUGAAGGAUGGGCGUCUGGUGCGUGACCUGGAGAAGAACGUGAUCGACUCGCUGCGCGAGAAGGGCAGCCUGUUGGUGACCGGCGGAAAGGACGGUUACAUGCGCGUGUGGCGCUUCUACGGCGCGUAG
This is a messenger RNA of Babesia ovata, 960 nucleotides long. Its product is annotated as WD G-beta repeat containing protein, putative. Gene Ontology annotation, biological process: mRNA splicing, via spliceosome. Gene Ontology annotation, molecular function: protein binding. The record is from RefSeq and is a predicted model, not a curated record. Gene Ontology annotation, cellular component: catalytic step 2 spliceosome. The coding region runs from base 1 to 960 and encodes 319 amino acids. The transcript has 5 exons. Lineage: Eukaryota; Apicomplexa; Aconoidasida; Piroplasmida; Babesiidae.